CUUAUUUGUAUUGCAUUUUUUUUUUAAUUUCCUGAGGAUGUUCCCUUCUCAAUCUAGUACAUACGACAUCAAGUGUCCGAUUGUGGUCGACGGUGGAAUUUGUGGAGAAAAUAGCUCUCUCCACAUAAAUAAAGAGUUCAAACGUUUAUACGAAGAAAAAAUGCAAAGAAUUGAUCUCGAAGCAUCCGGUGACUGCUUUCAAGAAAAAAUUAAAUUGCAACAUGAGUGGAUAGAAAGUCUAACCCAACAGAAUGAAAUGCUCGUUCAGGUUAUUCAAGAACUUGAAUACCAGGCCACCGAGAGAGUCCGACUCCUUCAAGAGCAGCUGGAGACUAGUGCGCAGUGUUUGUGCGAGAAUCAAAAGUUAUUGCAAGAUAGGGAAAGAUCCAUUCAAGAAUACCAGCAAAAAGUCAAUUAUUUUAAUUCAUUUGGUGAUGUGGAAUGUAUUGCCAAUGAAUUGAAGUCCAAAGUCCAGGAAUGUGAUUCUCUAAAACAGAUGAUGCACAAUAUGAGCGGACGCAAUAUACAAUUACCCGAUAAAGAAGAUGGAAAACAUUCGAUAUAUAUAAAACAAGAUUGGAAACUGGAUUUUGAAAAUUUUGAUCAAAUGCGGGCUGUGCACAGUCUCUCGACCUCCAGCCUGAAAUCCUCCAAGAGUGACCGUGAGAUAAGACCGUCUCUAAGAAUAAACCAAAAUACUAAACGCGAAACCGGAAACAACACGCUGAUACUAAUAAACGCAGAUAAAAAAGUCACCUGCAGCACUUCGAGUGAGGCAGGCCACGAUAAUGUUUACAGUGGCACCCAUCAGACCAGCCACCCAAAAACACUACUUCCGAUGUGUAAAAGCGAGAGUGAGCUGAAACCGACCAAAGAAUGUUCAAAGGACAUCGAUUUAGGCAAAUACAAUAGUUUCAUUCGGGAGCUGCAUAGAGAUUCACGCGGUAGCGCAAUGGUUUCGAAAAAAGUUUCAGUGCCCAAUCAUAUACCGGUUAAGAUAUACGUCAAUAAUUUAGAAUGCAAUAAACCAUAUGAACAUUGA
Cylas formicarius (sweet potato weevil) is the source of this 1042-nucleotide messenger RNA. RefSeq lists its product as uncharacterized. Lineage: Eukaryota; Metazoa; Arthropoda; Insecta; Coleoptera; Brentidae. The coding region runs from base 38 to 1042 and encodes 334 amino acids. The record is from RefSeq and is a predicted model, not a curated record. The transcript has 6 exons.